This is a messenger RNA of Cyclocybe aegerita, 1893 nucleotides long. The record is from the annotation of a GenBank genome assembly. NCBI's taxonomy places the organism in Eukaryota, Fungi, Basidiomycota, Agaricomycetes, Agaricales, Hemipholiotaceae.
AUGCCUCACCUCGCUACCCUCCUCCUAGCCGUCAUCACUGCCUAUGCCAUGGUGUCAGGACAGACACCCUUCCUUUCCAGCUAUGCAUGGACCUUGCAAAUUGAUCCAGUCUGGGACGUUCUUGGGCCCUUUCCAGUACAUGCUCGGGAACAGCAUUUCAUCUCGCCCUCCUUCCCUUUGAACUUGUCAGAACCAAUUGAUUAUCAACAAAUAUGGCCAUCAUCGUAUGCUGAUGGUGGCACGGUUGGCUGGUCGAAAGCCAACAUCGGCGUUGACGGCUACCUUGAGUUAUCCUUCCCGGAUAUACGCUGGAAGAGCCUGCGCUCAUACGAAGGUUGGGCUGCCCUGCAGCACCAUGCAGUUCUUAGAACAACGUUGACUUUGCACCCUCCUUCCGAUCCAAUUGCCGGCAGUCCUCGCCUGUUGUUUGAUCUUAAACAGGUGUCGUAUUUUACUAUAGUGCCCCAGCACGGCAGUCCAGCCUCUCCGGAGUGGCAUGCAGGAAAUAUCUAUGACAUGGAACGUGCACUUCCUGAGUUGGUUGAACUUCCUACAGAUCCUUCCCACUUGAGUCCAACGAAAUAUGACCUUUUCGUUAGUGGGGAUUAUGAGAUUAGGCUCUUCGGCGAUCCUCUUGUACGCAACAGUGACGUCCCAGUACAGAGACUCGGCAUCCGUGUUGAAGUCUUAAGCAGUACUUCUCCAGUCGUCCAUCAGAAAACCCAAGACGUGUCGUGCGACUUUUUAGAUGGGUAUGCCUUUGGAGAUGCGCUUGGUAUCGGAAUUCAAAGUGCCGCUGGCUGGUGGACGGUCAAAGGCGUCUCUGCUACUAGCAACCAAACGGGUCUCGAUAUCCUCCUCAGCGAUGUUUCUUUCACGAUUGCUCCAUCACAAACAAGGAUCUUGCCUUUACGCAUUCACCAGACGACUCCGUUCUUCGGCGAAACCAUCAUAUUUGACCUGACACUAGAAUCUGGAACCGACUCCCAGAUACUGUCCAUUUCAAUGCCCGUCACUCAGCGCCGUCUUCGUGAGAUAACCGGACGACAGGUCUUGAAAGGGUCAUUUUUCUUUGCGAGCUCUAUGCCGAGUUCUUUUCUUACUAUGCCACCUCCCAUGACAAAUGUUUCCUCAGCCUAUCCGCCUAUGUUGGCCUUACAUGGUGCAGGUGUGGAUAUCCUCGGACAGCCAUUUUGGCCUGAAGCACUCCCUGAAAAUAAGUUCAGUUGGACUGUCAUUCCUACAGGCCGAACUUCUUGGGGCUUGGACUGGCACGGACCUAGCGCCAGGGAUGCAUGGGCUUCACUCGAUGCCCUCUCAGCUAUGACACAUAGGCGUGAGUUAAGCCUCCCAGAGGGCUGGGUGAUACCUCCAGAUACCAAAGUCAUCGUGAUCGGCCAUUCGAACGGCGGUCAAGGGACAUGGUAUUUUGCAUCUCGAUACCCUGACAAAGUGAUUGCUGCUGUUCCUGCUGCUGCAUUUAUCAAAUCCCAGGCAUAUAUACCAUUGUCCCUUGCUAGGAGUGGCCAUUUCAUUGACCCUUCGCUACGCGCCAUUCUGGAAUCGUCUUUGACCCCAGACGACAAUGACCUGCACUUGUCCAACCUCGUCGAUACACGGGUUCUGGCAUUUCAUGGCGGAGAUGACGAGAAUGUCCCUGUUCGGCAUUCCCGCGAGUUAAGUUCCGCUUUGAAAGCGUGGUACCCUUCGGCGAAUAUAUCGUUCCAGGAAGACGCUGGCCAAGGCCACUGGUACUCGACUGUUCUUGAUAAUCCGAAGACUCUAGCCUUCCUGGACGCCGUUCUCUCAAAUCAUGACAACGAGGAGCCACAGUCACAAUCAUUUACUCUAACGGAAGGUACGCUAAAGAGCGGUAUACCAAAAACCUUUUGA